AUGACGACCCUACUCCGAGGAUCUGCCUUCAUCACCGGCGCUGCCUCCGGCAUUGGGCAAUACACGGCCAUCGCAUUCGCACAGCAUGGCGUCACCAAGCUGGCCCUGGCCGACGUCAACCUCAAGGCCCUGGAAGAAUCCAACGCCGCCCUGAAGCAGCGCUUCCCCGAUGUCGAGAUCCUCUCCCUGCACAUGGACGUGCGCGACGCUGCUCAGGUCAAGGAGGGCAUCGCCAAAGCCGCCGCUGCGUUUGGCCGCCUCGAUAUCGCAGUCAAUAAUGCCGGCAUUGGUGGCAGCGGCCGACGGACCCACGAGAUUGAGGACGAGGAGUGGAUUCGGGUCGUGGAUGUGAAUUUGCAGGGUGUCUAUCGGUGUCAGAAGGAGGAACUUGGAAUCAUGGUCAACCAGGAAGAUCUUGGCCCUAGAGAAGGCCGUGGCAGGAUCAUCAACGUGGCAAGCAUGCUAGGAGUUGUUGCUCCUUGCAACAGCCAGCACCACACGGCCUACGCCACCUCAAAGCAUGGAGUCAUUGGACUGACAAAGGCUGAUGCCAACUCGUACGGCAGCCUUGGCAUUCGCAUCAACGCAAUAUGCCCAGGAUACGUCGGCACCCCCUUACUUGUAAAAAUCAUGGCCACCGACCCGGAUUCUCCUUUGGCAAAGGAUCUUGCUCGCACGCCUUUGAACCGGUUGGCCGGGAUGGAUGAGAUCGCCGAUAGCAUCGUUCUUAUGGCUUCUCCCAUGAGCAGCUUCAUGCAAGGUGCCAGCAUGAUCGUUGACGGAGGAUUUACUACCAACUGA
Molecule: messenger RNA, 801 nt
Organism: Ilyonectria robusta
Lineage: Eukaryota; Fungi; Ascomycota; Sordariomycetes; Hypocreales; Nectriaceae
Exons: 4
Coding region: 1-801 (266 amino acids)
Molecular function (GO): oxidoreductase activity, acting on the CH-OH group of donors, NAD or NADP as acceptor
Source: RefSeq, a predicted model, not a curated record